AGAAUGAUUUAUUUAUCUUUUAUAUAAGUUACGGAAAACCGAGUCAAUAUUAAAUUCUGUUACAAAAAUUUAUAAGUUUUGUAUUUCGAUGCUUCAAAAGAACUCUAACACAUUUUGUCAGAUUGUUUGAAAGAAAAAAUAUUUCUUAUUUUCGCACAUGGCAACCGACCUUUUCCGCUAGCAAGUAAACAAGAUGCCGUCCAAGGCGGUGGCAAGCAGUGGCUCCCACAAAUUCAGUAAAAGUGGGGUGAAAUUGAGGGAGAUCAAGCUCAAGAAUGGCAAGGUGAGGAAGCUCCCAGUCCUCCCCAAGAAGGCCUAUGCCCUCAACACUGAGGCUAAGCGGGUGAGGCCGGCCCUGAGGACGAGGAAGCCCAGGCAGCUGAAGCUGAAGAAGAACCUCACCCCUGGCUCUGUGUGCAUCAUCCUGGCUGGCACCCACAAGGGCAAGCGUGUGGUCUUCCUGAAGCAGCUGCCCAGUGGAACUUGCCUGGUUACUGGCCCGUACAAGCUGAACGGCUGCCCUCUGAGGCGCGUGCCGCAGCACCUGAUGGUCACUACCUCGCUCAAGAUCGACAUCUCCAACGUCAAGGUUCCUGCCAACCUGGAUGACAAGUACUUCAGCAAGAAGAAGGCUCCCAAGAGCUCCGCGAAGCGCACCAAGGAUGGUGAUAUCUUCGAGGAGACCAAGCAGAAGUACGAGCUGACUGAGGAGCGCAAACAGACCCAGGUGGCCGUCGACAGUCAGAUUGUCAACGCCAUCAGCGCCAACAAGGAGAAGGCGCUCAUCUGCGCCUACCUCAACAAGCCGUUCGAGCUGACGCGCGGUAUGGUGCCGCACAAACUCAAGUUCUAGGCUGUUCCACCCGACCAUCAAUACAAAUAUGCGCUGCGUCA
Molecule: messenger RNA, 894 nt
Organism: Amphibalanus amphitrite
Lineage: Eukaryota; Metazoa; Arthropoda; Thecostraca; Balanomorpha; Balanidae
Product: 60S ribosomal protein L6-like
Exons: 5
Coding region: 194-853 (219 amino acids)
Biological process (GO): cytoplasmic translation; ribosomal large subunit assembly
Cellular component (GO): cytosolic large ribosomal subunit; ribosome
Molecular function (GO): structural constituent of ribosome; RNA binding
Source: RefSeq, a predicted model, not a curated record